AUGUCGAAUGCAAAAAGUGCAGUAGGACGUUCUUUAGUUAAAAAACGUUUUGCUAAUAAACAUCGUAACCGAGCUGGAGAAGAAUGGAUGUAUCAAAAAGCUGAUUUUACUACGACGACUGAUUGGAAUCGACUUAAUCUACGAUCCAUAACAGAUCAAAAUUCUUUAGAUGACUUUUUAAGUACUGCUCAAUUAGCUGGCACUGAUUUUGCAGCAGAACGAUUAAAUGUAACGUUUAUUCCAGCUGUAGCAAAAGUUGGAAUUUUAACUAGUGAAGAUAAAGAACGUAUAAAAGAAGUACAAAAAUUACAUGUUGAUAAAUUAGGUAUUCCACGACGACCAGCGUGGACUUCUAAUAUGAGCGCCGAACAAAUCGAUCUACAAGAACGUACGAGUUUUCUUGAUUGGAGACGACGAUUAGCUUUGUUACAAGAAAUCGAUGAUUUAACAUUAACACCAUUCGAAAAAAAUCUUGAAUUUUGGCGACAAUUAUGGAGAGUUAUCGAAAAAAGUGAUGUUAUUGUUCAAAUCGUUGAUGCUCGAAAUCCGCUAUUAUUUCGGUGUGAAGAUCUUGAAAAUUAUGUUCGUGAAUUAUCACCAGAUAAUAAAAAAGUUAAUGUAAUUCUUGUUAAUAAAGCUGAUUUAUUAACUGAUGAACAACGACAAAUAUGGGCAACUUAUUUUGAUAAACAUAAUAUUCGUGUAAUUUUCUAUUCAGCUUUACAAUCAGCUCCAUCUACAAAAUCUACAAAAACAAGAAAUGAUUCAGAAGAUCUAGAUGAUACUGAUAGAGUUCUUGAAGAUAUUAAACGAAAUCAAUCCAAAGCUAAUUAUAAUGAUGAUAAUUUUGAAAUAACAAAAUCGCCUGGUCCAUUAAACAGAUUCGACGCUCUUCAAUUAGAAGAUGAAAAUGAUGAAAAACAAAAAGCAGAAAUCAAUAUCAAUGAUGACGAUAUUCCAUCUCUUGGUAAUGAAGAAGAAUAUGAUGAUGAUGAUGAUGAUGAUGAAGAAGAAGAAGAAGAAUCCGAAGAAGAUAACGCUAAUGAAAAUGAAGAUUUAAUUGAAACAAUACGUGAUGAAAUUUUUGCACAUGGACAAUCUAAAGAAACAAAACCGAAAAAUUUAUCACUAGUUGUUAAUCGAGAAGAAUUAAUAUAUUUACUUAAAUCUUUAUAUGUUCAUAAAACAACUACUCGAGAAAAUAUUCUAACUAUUGGAAUGGUUGGAUAUCCAAAUGUUGGUAAAAGUUCAACAAUUAAUUCUUUAUUACAAUAUAAAAAAGUAUCUGUAUCAGCAACACCUGGAAAAACCAAACAUUUUCAAACGAUUUUUCUUGAGAAAGAACUUAUGCUAUGUGAUUGUCCUGGUCUUGUUUUUCCAUCAUUUGUUUCAACAAAAGAUGAAUUAAUUGUUAAUGGAAUUUUAUCUAUUGAUCAAAUGCGAGAUUAUAUUGCUUAUUUUGUUUUGAGUUUAUCCUUAACUCUAUAUACACAAGGAGAAGAUGAAAAUCGACCACCAACAGCUGUAGAAUUAUGUGCUACAUAUGCCUAUCGACGAGGUUUUAUGACUCAUAAAGGUAUUCCUGAUGGAAGUCGAGCAGCUCGUCUACUUCUAAAAGAUUAUAUUAAUGGAAAACUUUUAUAUUGUUAUCCACCACCUGGUUAUGAUUCAGAAGAAUUUCAACAGUAUGCUGCGCAUUAUGGUCUUACUAGCGAUGAUGAUGACGAUGAUGAUGAUGAAACAAACAAUGAAGAAAAUAAAUCAAAUGAAACAACAUCAAAACCAUCAAAGUUUCAACCAUCCGAUGUCGAUCGACAAUUUUUUCAACCAACUGAUAUACGUUUUGGUAGUAAAGGUAUACAUGGUCGAUUAAAUUAUACAAGAAAAAAUGGUCCAAUACAAGCAGGUGAAACUACGAAUGAUUCAACAAAUCAAUCUCCAGAUGGAAAACCAUGGAAAAAACAUAAUAAUCGUAAAAAAAAAGAAAAAUUAAGACGUUUGUAUGGACAUCUUGAUGCUUAA
Molecule: messenger RNA, 2022 nt
Organism: Adineta steineri
Lineage: Eukaryota; Metazoa; Rotifera; Eurotatoria; Adinetida; Adinetidae
Source: the annotation of a GenBank genome assembly